Messenger RNA from Topomyia yanbarensis, 5467 nucleotides. It is a transcript of the gene scny, whose product is annotated as ubiquitin carboxyl-terminal hydrolase 36. Gene Ontology annotation, cellular component: cytosol; nucleus. The record is from RefSeq and is a predicted model, not a curated record. NCBI's taxonomy places the organism in Eukaryota, Metazoa, Arthropoda, Insecta, Diptera, Culicidae. The transcript has 4 exons. Gene Ontology annotation, biological process: protein deubiquitination; regulation of apoptotic process. Bases 508 to 3900 code for a protein of 1130 amino acids. Gene Ontology annotation, molecular function: cysteine-type deubiquitinase activity; cysteine-type endopeptidase activity.
AUACACAUGUGCGUUUCUUGAUCCCGCUAGUGUUUCCGUGCCCGUAGUCAGAAAAUAAAAAGAACCGAGCGGGUGAAAUUUAUCCAUAUUUCAAUGGUAAAUAUUUAUGUUUUCCCAUUCAAAAUAUGUGUAAAGUGUGCCUGUGAAAGCGCCCGACAAAAUAAAAAUGGAAUUCGCUGCAGGGAAGUGAAAUUUGAUAGCUAAAUUUCGAUUGGAAAAUUGUUGAAUCGACUCGUCUGUCGAUUUUACUGCGGUUCCAUUUUGGCCGACCGAGCAAAAGACAGGCUUCUGUGCUUGUGUGCGUGCUUGUGCAAACGGAAAGAAGAAAAAGUGCCGUGGCCUUCUUCGAUACUUGUUUCUCAAUUACGGUCGGGCGGGAAUUGUUAUUUUUUUACUUUUUAAAACGCACAAUAAUAAUAAAAAGUGACGAAAAUAUUGUUUUAAAAGUGGCACCUAUUGACGGGUGUGUGCGUGACGUUGGUAGGUUUACGGCGACACGGUUUUUCCAUGCCCGUACAAAUGGUUUGUGAUUCAACUUCAUUGGUGAGUGCGGCACUCCGCGACUCAUUGAGCUCGUCGUCUGGCUCAUCGUCAAGUAGCGGUAUCGGCGGAAUAGGCUCCACAUCUGGCAACAGCAGUAGCGGUCCAUCGUCAACCUCCCUGUUCGGUUCAUCGGGGAACAGUUCCGGCUUUCAAGAAUCGGAAGAUGAAGGAUUUGAUCGCAUCGAGAGCACCCUGAGUGCAGCAAUCCGACGGAACCAGCUUCGCCCCGUCCGGUAUGAGGAAGUGUCAAACUAUAGCAACGAGCUGAACAGUCUGAAAUCCAAAUACAUCGUACUGAAAACCACCGCCAGCAGCAAUGGCAUCAACGAACCCGGUAGUGUUGGUGGAUCAGGAACAACCAACGAAAGUACCAGCACCAACACCAGCGGACCGUCGAUGAAUGGCGGUAUCCACUCGACGAUGACGACCAAAAUGACCACCCCUGACACCUCCAGCAACGGAACCGCCAGCGGUGGUGGCUGCAAUUAUCAAAAUGGUACCACCACCCCAUCGGGAAGCGGAAAGAACCAUUUGCCCUCGCCGAAACGGGUGCUGUACCCCCGGGAGAACGUACAGCUGGGAUGGAAAGCCAGUGGUCGCAAAUGGUUAACCGGUGCCGGUAUGAUCAAUGUUGGUAACACUUGCUACCUGAACUCGACCCUGCAGGCGCUGUUCCACGUUCCAGCCAUUGCCAACUGGCUCGUAUCGGACAGUGCCCAUCGCGAACGGUGCGAUGAUAGUAAUGGAUGUAUUAUUUGUGCAAUGGCCAGGACGCUGUUGGCAUCACAGAGCAAUCAAGGUGCAAUCAAACCGUACUUGGUUUACUCGAAACUCCGGUUGGUAUGCAAACAUCUGGUCCCCGGACGUCAGGAAGAUGCACACGAGUUCCUCCGCUAUUUGAUGGAGGCAAUGGAGAAAAGUUAUUUGUCACGGUCCAAAAAUGGAAAAGACUUGGAACAGUACAGCAAAGAGACGACUCCGUUGAAUCAAAUUCUCGGUGGUUACUUACGGUCCGAGGUAAAAUGUUUAUCCUGUCAGCAUACCUCGACGACCUUUCAACACUUCGAGGACUUGCUGCUGGAUAUUAGAAAAGCGAAUUCCAUCGAGGAAGCACUCGGUGGGUACUUUGCGCGUGAGCGAUUGGAAGAGAUGCAGUACAAGUGUGAAGCUUGUAAGAAAAGAGUCGCCGCGACUAAGCAGUUCUCGUUGGAAAGAGCACCAUUCGUUCUCUGCAUCCAGCUGAAACGUUUCUCGAUGCUGGGCGGGAAAAUCAAUAAGCAUGUGGAGUUGAGAAGAGAACUUGACCUGACGCCAUAUUCAGCCAAAUCGGCAGCUUCUAAUGGCAGGUUUACUUACAAACUUGUGUCGAUGGUUACACAUUUGGGAAACACGCAACAUUGCGGUCAUUACACUGCCAUUGGGGGCACGGAAAGCGGUACCUACUAUGUGUUCGAUGACAGUUCUGUCAGACCAACCUCAAUUCAGAAUGUCACCAGCACAAAUGCUUACAUUAUUUUCUACGAACUGGAAAGUGUUCAAAACGGCAUCAAUAAACCUAGUGCUAGCAGCACUGCCACAUUGGCAACAUAUGCCAACGCAACCGGGAGUUCCCCCGGGAGAAUGGGAAAUAGUACUGCAGUUGGAGUUGUCCAAAGCGGUGCUGGUUCCUUUGCUAACUCGUCGCCUCUUAGACUUCUUAGCUCUAGCGGCAACGCUAACCACAGCCCUCUCCACCCGAGCAAACUGGAGAACCGAUCCGGUUUCAUUGGCCCGCUAUUACCUCAACAAACAUCGGAUAGAACAAAGAAGCUAGCCAGCGAGCUGAACGGCCCCUAUCAGGCGAUGGACGAGGAUGAGGGCGAACUGAUGAUUUCAUCAACAUCCAGGCUUUCGCCAGUGUCAUCUACCACUUCUUCACUAUCCUGUCCGUCGCCGGUCAAAACGCAAGGUUUCAAUAACCUAGCUAACAGUCCUUCAAGCAGCAAACUGGCGAAAAAUUCAGUUACUCAAAUCUCGCCCACUGUGAAGAACAAAUUCGGCAUGAGCAAUGGUAUCAGUGGUACCAACGGUAGUUUUAAGUCUUCUUCCACAGCAUCCCCAUCUUCCUCUUCUACUACUACUGCUACUACGCCAUCCUCCUCGUCGUCUGCACUGCUAUCGAUGCCUAAACUUUGUAAUAGUCUCACAGCCACGAAAAAUACGGCAGGGGAAAGAUCCACUGAAGGACCGACAUCCACCAACACUACCACCUCCAGUCCGAGCAAGAGUGCUACAUCCGCAACGUCGUUCUCGGCCGGUACCGGCAGCAAGAGCAGCAUCACCAACGGUCACAGCAACAAAGCGAUCAGUUUAGUUCCUUACGAUGACGAUGAUGAUGAGGAUGACGGCGAGAAGUAUGCCAAACGUCGCAACGUUAGUGGUUUUGCGAGUCAGGACAAUGAUUGUUACGAGGAUGUUGAUAGAACACACUCACUCGUCCGGCGCGGUUCAAUUGGCAAGAAAGUACCGGAUCUGAUCGAAGAGGAAGAAUCUUCAUGUUCGCCGAAAUCACCUCCCGUAAUCAAGACGAAAACCGGUCUGUGGAAGGUGAGUGAUAACACUGUUCCUAUCAACAAUAACAGUAGUAGCAGCAGCAGCAGUAGUAGUGCAAACAGCAGCAAAAAUGCAUCACCGUCCACAUCCGGUAAUUCAUCUCCGGCUAACUACAAUCAUGCCAAUGGCAACGGCGGAGGUCCACUCGCGACUGGAUAUCAAACAAGUAGCUACGGCAAUAGCAAUGGCCGUCAAUCGAAUGGUUCCAUCAACGGCUACUACACCAAUGGUAACAAUUACAACCGGAACAGUGACGUUGUAAACCAGCUGCAAAAGUACUCUCACCGUGGCUACGGAGCUCCAGUCCGUAGCUGGAAUGGUCAGGUAACCAACAUGGAACGCGAGCUGAUGAACGAACGGCGAGAAGAUCUGAAACGUCAGCGAGAGGAUGAUCUUGAAACGGAGAUGGAUCGUGGUCGAACAAAGAAAGUCAAACCUCAUUACUAUUCCCACGAUCAGCGUGACAGUCAGAUGCAAAAUCCCUUCCAGAGUUACCAGGAUCACCAGACGAAUGGUGGUGGUCAUAAUCGGAACAAGUGGAUCAAUCACAGCAACGGAUUCGGUGGGGGCAAAUUCGGUGGAGGGCAGCAGCACUUUCAAAACCGAGGCAACAAAGGCUAUCACAACUAUCAGAACGGAAAUCACGGACGGAACAACUACCAGGGGUUUCGUAAUGGGGGUCACGGUCGCAAUGGGUUUUAUAAUAAGUCGCAUCAUCAUCAUCAGCGUGACAAUGGCGGUGGCAAUGGCUUCCGUAAUCGAUAGGCGACAACGACGGUCUAGAAAUGUACGGGAACUGCUGCAGUAUGAGGACACAACCUCAUUAGACUAAAAGGAAGAUUUACGUUGUUUGUGUACCCACUGGACGAGGCCGGAGCGGGAUACGAAUAGUAUAAUCGAGAGAGAAAGAGAGAGAGUUCAGUUUUAAUCGAAUCAAAUUUUACUUUUAGUCAUAGUCCCUUCCUUCCUUCCCCCCUCCGAUUACUACUGAUGUUUUGUUGAAUAAAUGUGUAAUAAGUGAGAGAAAGCAAACCUUCAAAAGGGGAAUAAACGCGAAUGAUUUUUUUUUUCUUGUUGACGUAAAGUAGAUUGAUUCUUGUUCCCAAUUUCCAACAAAUAAUCCACCAGACAGAAGCAUUUUAUACAGUUUCUCAAUCAGUAAAAAGCGAACUAUUUUUUUAAAGGUGCGCUGUUUUGGUUUGCAGUUUGCAAAUGGAAAAGCAAAACUGUGUGGUACCGCUUGUAAAUAGAAUACAAUCCUGAUAGCACUUACUAGUACUAGGCUUUACCAAAACAAAAUUCGAUGGAUCAUGAUCAAUUUGUAAUGAAUUCAAUUUGUAAAUAGAGUAAAAAUAACUCAUUCAUAAGGAAAAGGCAAGUAAAAAAUACCUCCCCAAGAAAUAAGGUAUUUUGAAGAAAGAAGGACAAAAUGAGAAAAAUACAUUUAUACCUGCCAACUGCAAAACAGUUGAAAAAUAGACUAAAUAUUAGCAAUUAUUACUAUACCGCAUACCUACUAACCUAACCGUAGAAAUGAUUAGUCCAAAUUCAUGCAAGGGUCCCGUUCUAUUGAUUGGCCGUUGAUUACCAUUUCUGUUUUUUUUUUGUUUUCAUUUAUCAUGUGCAACCUGACACACGCUAAUUCUGCACUAGGACGGAUUACUUUCCCGAACGAAUCAGACGCUCGUUUGGCACUCAAUCCCGCAAUCCAUCAUAAUGUUGUAUAAGGUUCAGACUGUUCCGUUCGUUUUUUUUUUCGCGACAAGAAUGGAAGCAAAACAGUUCCUUAAUGUUUUAAUAACCCGUCAAUUUUUGUACCCAACCCAGAAUUAUUCGAACGAACGGUGGGUUCCAAUUUUUUUUUCUAAAAGACUUACGACAUCCAUAUGCAUGAUGAUAGUUAAAGUAAGAAAUGUUAUCUAACAAGGAAAUGCAACGUAGUUUUAUAUACCGUAGUAGAUAUAUUGACAGCGACACAGUCAGAAACAAUCAAAUGUGAACAUGCAAAAAAAAACUAAGAAUGCAGAUGGUAAACAAAUGAUGACGUAAAGAAUAUUGCCCUUACCGGAAAUGGUGUUGACAAUUUGGAAAACAUAAUGGAAACCUGGAUUGCAAGCUAUCUUGGAUGGAACGGAAGAAAGAAACUAGUUACUGUAAAUAGGCUACAUAAUAAAUUAUAUAUCUUUAACGUAUAAUAGAAGGAAAUGAAAAUUGAUGCAUUACAUAGAUUGAAGAAAAAAUGGAUUGGCAAAACAAGCAAAAAAAACAGAUGAUUGAAUGUAAAUGCGUAAGUUGAUUAAUAAACCAUAAGUUAAUUAUCAUACUGAAAUAA